AUAAAGAGGUCAAUCUAAAAAGCUGUCCGGUCCAUGGGAACCUGAAUGUCGAACCGCAUUUCUACACGCCGAGUGCAACCAGGGUAAAAAUGCUCGGCACAAGAGAAUUAACAGAUACGGCUCGUCCGCCAGCGGUCGAACACUCCGGCAUGUUCCAUUACAACACCGGAGUGGUAUCGUCAGGCUCGGAUGCCCGAUCCAUGCUGGCCCUGGUCGCCUUCCUCUCCAUCGCGCUCUACAACGUCCUCGAGCUCACCUGCAUCAUCUUCACGACCUUCAAAAAGCGCAGCGGCCUCUACUUCUGGAGCUUCUGCGUCGCCACCUGGGGGAUCCUCCCCUACUCCAUCGGCUUCCUCCUCCUAGGGCUCGGCGCCAAACCGGCCGCCGCCGUCUACGUGCACGUCACGCUGAUCGUCAUCGGCUGGUCCUGCACCGUGACCGGGCAGUCCCUCGUCCUCUACUCACGCCUGCACCUCCUCAACCGGAACCGCCGCCACCUCCGCUUCCUCCUGGCCAUGAUCAUCGUCAACGGCGCGGUCCUGCACUCGGUCCUCGCCGUCAUGAUCUUCGGCGCCAACGCCUCCGAAGGCCCGAGCCGGUUCUACCGACCGUACUCCAUCGCCGAGAAGGUCCAGGUCACCGUCUUCUUCGUGCAGGAGACGACCAUUUCGGGCUUCUACAUCGUCGCCAUACGGCGCUUUUUUUGUUGUCGCGACACGGACUCGGUCCUGCACCGCGCGUCGGCCCGCAGCCGGCUGCUCCGUCGCCUCUUCGCCGUCCACGUCGUCGUCAUACUCCUCGACGUCACGAUCCUCGGCCUCGAGUACGUGGGGCUGUACCAGAUCCAGACGGCCUACAAGGGGAUGGUCUACUCUGUCAAGCUCAAGCUGGAGUUUCGUAUCCUCAACGAGCUCAUCAAUGUCACGCACUCUCGGGGCGGUUCCGGUGCGGCCGGUCGUCGCCACGACGAUGACGACGACGACGACGACGACGACGACGAUGACAAUGACGACGACAAGAGCCGGAGGAGGACCCCGAGUACUGCCUUUGAUUCGGCGGGUCCGCCCCUUCCUCCUGACGACGUCCACUGUUCGUCCCAUCGACGACGGAAUGCUUUCGCUAGGCGCUUCACGCCGACGCAGCAGCGCGCCGGCAAGGGGGAGGUGUCUGAGGUCGAGAGUGAGACGGCGGCGUAUUCAUAUUCGGGCACAGCGGCGCGAGGCUGCGUAUUCGAGCAGGGGCAGGUCCCCGAGGACCGCGUACUCGUUGUGCGGACCACGGAGGUCAGUGUCGCGCACGAGGAAGAGCUUGAGGGGCAGUUGAGGGGCCUGGGCCGGAUCGCAACGGAAGGUGGUCGGAGGGAUAGUGUGGGUGUUGCGGAUUCGGAUGAAGACGGGGUCAGGUCGACGUUUGCUCGUCAGAGGUUAGGUUUGCCGUAAAGGCGGGGGAUAUCAACACCCAUUAAAGCAAUGAUGGUGGCGGUGGUGGUGGUGGUGAUGAUGAUGACGAUGAUGGUGAUGAUUUGGUAUUGGCGUGCA
Sodiomyces alkalinus F11 is the source of this 1538-nucleotide messenger RNA. RefSeq lists its product as hypothetical. The transcript has a single exon. The record is from RefSeq and is a predicted model, not a curated record. Bases 201 to 1439 code for a protein of 412 amino acids. Lineage: Eukaryota; Fungi; Ascomycota; Sordariomycetes; Glomerellales; Plectosphaerellaceae.